GAGAGAGAGAGUAAAAAGUUAAAAUAAAGCCUUUAGUGAAAAUAAAAAUUCCAGUUCAGUGAUGGACACGAUAAUCGAGCAUAUUUUGAAUUUCCUACAGUUUGACGUGACCAGCAUUUUCGGGAAAGGCAGCGAGUGUGGACUCUGUUGCAUGAGCUUUUCCACGCCGCGCUUCAGCGAGUCGGCGGAGCGAUGCAUUGCAAAUGUUUACGAGCCACGCCCCCAAAUCACAAAUGGCGAUGAAAUGAUGGACUGUGACGAAGACAGCUUGGAUGAGGACGAAUUGCAAUUAGAGGCAUUCUGCCGAGAGCUGGAGCGAGUGGAAGCGGAAGAGGAGGAGACGGAGACGGAUACUCAAGGCUGCGGCACUGAUUCGAUUCCGCUGCAAGAGAGUAGCAACGAAAGUCUGACAGAGAGUGACUGCCUGUUGGACAAUCUCAAGAAUGAGCGUCAGUGUGCGGAGAGCGAUGAAAACUCGUUGGAGGCUGAUGACGAGUGCACCUGUGAGCUAGUAUGUAAGCAGGUAGUGUCCAAAAUAGCCGAUAAAUGUUCAUCGUCCACAAUGUUGGAGCUGCGAAGUAUUGAGGAGCGAGCCAAUAAAUUGUGGGAGGCGCUCAACUCAAAUGUGCGCAACAACACGUGCUCCAAAAUGCCCAACUGGUGGGAUUUGAAGACUUGGCAGAAGCUGCCGUUCUACUGGGCGGCACUUUCGAAUGACAUACUUUGCGAGGACCCUUUCGAGAACUUCAAGCGCUUCUACAUGGGCAGCAAGAAGUCCAACAAGCGCAACGCCAAGCGUCAAGUGGAGCGUAUGCUCAUCCUGUGGCACCGGCUGUGUCCCAAGCAGCGCCUGCCAUUUAUCAUGGAGGCUUUCAUCAGCAAGGUCGGUGCGGGGAAAGUAAACAUCAGCGAUGAGCAUGAAAUCCAACGCAUCAUCUGCGAGCUGCAGAACAAAUGAGCAGUGCGAUUCCUCCUUGUUCUUCAUUGCUGUGAAUUUUGUGUAGAGCUCUGUGGCUCUGUGUGUGUGUAUGUCU
Messenger RNA from Bactrocera tryoni, 1034 nucleotides. RefSeq lists its product as uncharacterized. Lineage: Eukaryota; Metazoa; Arthropoda; Insecta; Diptera; Tephritidae. The coding region runs from base 62 to 958 and encodes 298 amino acids. The record is from RefSeq and is a predicted model, not a curated record. The transcript has a single exon.